AGUUUGACUUCACAUUUGCACACCGGACUUUGAAUUAUUCCCAGACUCCGUCGUUCUCUGGGGAUUUGUGUGUUUGCAGAGUGCAGUGUGUGACUGAUCUCCUUCUGUGCAAGUUGACAGUGUUGAAGGACAUUAUCAUCAUCAUAAGCAUGAUGGAAGCCCGUCCGUCCUGGGACAGUCCUAUGCAGUUUGUCCUGGCGUGUGUGUCUUAUGCAGUGGGACUUGGGAAUGUGUGGCGUUUUCCGUAUCUCUGCCAAAUGCAUGGAGGAGGUGGGUUUCUGAUCCCGUAUCUGCUGAUGCUGGUGCUGGAGGGGAUUCCUCUGUUCUGCAUGGAGCUGGCCAUCGGGCAGAAGAUGCGUCUGGGGAGCAUCGGAGCGUGGACCGCCAUCAGCCCGUAUCUGGGUGGACUGGGCAUUGCCAGUGUUGUGACUUCCAUGUACUUGUGUCUGUACUACAACGUCAUCAACGCAUGGAGCUUCUGGUAUCUCUUCCAUUCAUUUCAGUCAGUGCUGCCCUGGGCCGAGUGUCCCGUCAACAGUAACCGGACGGGGUAUCUGGAGGAGUGUGAGGUGGCUUCACCCACACAGUACUUCUUCUACCGCGAGACGCUGAACAUCUCGUCCUCCAUCGAUGAGAACGGAGGCAUUCACAUGGGCCAGGCGCUGUGUCUCCUGCUGGCCUGGAUCAUAGUCUACCUGUUCAUCGUCCGAGGGGUCAAAUCUACCGGAAUGGUCGUGUAUUUCACAGCUACGUUUCCAUACGUGGUCCUGAUCAUCUAUCUGAUCCGAGGGGUCACUCUUCACGGGGCCUGGAACGGAGUGAAGUACUUGUUCACACCCAAGCUGGAGCAGUUGGCAAACCCUCAAACAUGGAUCAACGCUGCCACCCAGAUCUUCUUCUCUCUGGGAUUGGGCUUCGGCUCUUUGAUCGCUUUUGCCAGUUACAACCACCACAACAAUAACUUCGAGAGGCAGGCCGUGGUCGUGUCGCUCAUUAACAGCGGCACGUCUGUGUUCGCCAGCAUCGUGACCUUCGCCAUCUACGGCUUUAAAGCCACCUUCAACUACGAAAGCUGUUUGGAAAGGAUGAGGCUGUUACUGCUCAACACAUUCGAUCUGUCUGAGGACACCAUCAGCGUUGAGAACGUCAGCUCUUGGAUCAGUCAUUUGAACUACACUCAUCCUGAGAGGUUUGCGGCCAUCGCUUCAAAGAUCGAAGACUGCAGUCUAGAGGCGGAACUAGACACGGCGGUGGAGGGCACCGGUCUGGCGUUUAUCGUGUACAGCGAGGCCAUUAAGAACAUGCCUCUGUCUCAGCUGUGGUCUGUGCUGUACUUCAUCAUGCUGCUGCUGUUAGGGAUGGGGAGCAUGCUGGGAAACGUCACGGCCAUCAUCACUCCACUGGGAGACCUCAAGUUUCUGUCACGCACACUCAGCAACGAGACCAUCAACGGUCUGGUCUGUCUUUUCUGUCUACUUCUGGGUUUCGGCUUCACCAGCCGUUCGGGCAACUACUGGUUCACCAUCUUCAAUGAAUACGCCGCAACAUUUUCUCUGCUCUUCAUCGUCCUCAUUGAAGUCGUCAGUGUGUGUUACGUCUAUGGAUUGAGAAGGUUUGAAAAAGACAUCGAGGACAUGUUGGGGCAUCGGCCGAACUGGUACUGGAAGCUGAUGUGGGCCGUGAUCAGUCCCGUGCUCCUCAUCAGCCUCUUCAUCUUCUACAUCAUUAACUACAUCCAGGGCGGGACACCCACAUACCAGGCCUGGGACAAAGAUCUGGGUAAGUCGGUGGUGAAGGAGUAUCCUCUGUACGGCCAGGUCUUCAUCGUUCUUCUGCUGGUGUCUUCGGUCAGCUGUGUCCCGAUCUCGGCUCUCUACGCCUUCUGUCGGAGGAAGAAGCGAGGAACACCUGUCCCUCAGCAAACACUCAACACAGAGUCCCCCGCCAUCUAAACUCAGACUCUGGCGAAACAGACAGGUUUGGGACCAGCUGGAGAAACCAUAUAUUUCUAUAUCUGACUGAUGCUGGCGUUCACGUGUCAUGAAUACUUACAGGUAGCUAUUAGGACUAAAACAUUUUUACAUUCACAUUUCCUACCUACAGAAAAUAUGAACUUUUUUAUUCUUACGGCAACAAUAUAUCAUAUGAUUAUAUGAACUGAUUAAUAAGUCAAAAAUUAUAUGAACUGCAGAUACAUUUCCAAACACUGAAUGUCUGGACUGUGAACUACAGCAAAUGCAGUAUGAAAUGGUGUAAAACUAUGUGUAAAUAACUUUGUAAUAUUUUAGUAGUAAAUUAAAUUUUGUAAAUGUCAAAUCACAAUAUUUUGUAUGCCUAAUGAACAAAUGAAUGAACGUUUCCCCUGUUUCAUUAUUUUCUCAUCUUGAUAUAUAUAUAUAUAUAUAUAUAUAUAUUAUAGAGAGUGAGAGACAGAUGUGGUGUAUUUGGAGAAAUAAGAUAUCUAUAUUCUGAGGAAUAUCAGUGAAUUAUUGAUAAUAAUCUUAAUAUUUUUCUUGCCAAAACAUAAAUUGUAUGUUUAAUUGGGCUCAAUUGAGUUGAAGUCCUGAUGAACUGUUUUUCUUGUUUGCCUGCAUGCACGUAAAGAAAUGUAUCUUACUGUACACAGAAUCAUAUCAAAGCACAUUAUAGUCUUGAACUUGGAGUGUUUUACAUUAGCUUUUUUUGUUUGCGUUCUCCUUUUAUAUUUCUGUAGCCUUUCUGUAAUAUUUACUUUAUUGGUCAUCAGCAUCUUGAAUUUUGAAAAUGCAUGGAUUCAAAUAGGCCUAAACAAAGGCUGUGCCGGUAAAUUAAUCACAUUAAUAAACAAAAACAAGCUGAAAUAAAUGUCUAGAUUUACAAUGUUGCUGAACGUUCAAAGACAUGCAUUUUCAUGUUUCAUAUUGUUUCUAGGCAUUAAAGGGGUGGUAAAAUGCCAUUUUCACAAGAUGUAAAUAAAUCUGAUGUCCCCAGA
Messenger RNA from Pimephales promelas (fathead minnow), 2971 nucleotides. It is a transcript of the gene slc6a20, whose product is annotated as solute carrier family 6 member 20. Gene Ontology annotation, molecular function: proline:sodium symporter activity; L-proline transmembrane transporter activity. The record is from RefSeq and is a predicted model, not a curated record. Gene Ontology annotation, cellular component: plasma membrane; apical plasma membrane. Lineage: Eukaryota; Metazoa; Chordata; Actinopteri; Cypriniformes; Leuciscidae. Gene Ontology annotation, biological process: glycine transport; sodium ion transmembrane transport; L-proline import across plasma membrane.